Molecule: messenger RNA, 3727 nt
Organism: Grammomys surdaster
Lineage: Eukaryota; Metazoa; Chordata; Mammalia; Rodentia; Muridae
Gene: Smarcc1
Product: SWI/SNF related, matrix associated, actin dependent regulator of chromatin subfamily c member 1
Exons: 28
Coding region: 57-3365 (1102 amino acids)
Biological process (GO): positive regulation of DNA-templated transcription
Cellular component (GO): npBAF complex; SWI/SNF complex; nBAF complex
Molecular function (GO): histone binding; nucleosomal DNA binding
Source: RefSeq, a predicted model, not a curated record
GGGAAACGCCGCGAGGGCCAGGCUAGGCCGGGCGGUAGACACGACGGACGGUGACUAUGGCCGCGACAGCGGGUGGCGGUCCGGGAGCAGCAGCAGGCGCUGUGGGUGCAGGGGGUGCGGCGGCGGCCUCCGGGCUGGCUGUGUACCGGAGGAAGGACGGGGGCCCGGCCAGCAAGUUUUGGGAGAGCCCGGACACGGUGUCCCAGCUAGAUUCGGUGCGAGUCUGGCUGGGCAAGCACUACAAGAAGUAUGUUCAUGCGGAUGCUCCUACCAAUAAAACACUGGCUGGAUUGGUGGUGCAGCUUCUACAGUUCCAAGAAGAUGCCUUUGGGAAGCAUGUCACCAACCCAGCUUUCACCAAACUACCUGCAAAAUGUUUCAUGGAUUUCAAAGCUGGAGGCACCUUGUGUCACAUUCUUGGAGCUGCUUACAAGUAUAAAAACGAACAGGGGUGGCGGAGAUUUGAUCUUCAGAAUCCAUCCCGAAUGGAUCGUAACGUUGAAAUGUUCAUGAACAUUGAGAAAACUUUGGUACAGAACAACUGUCUGACUAGACCCAACAUCUACCUCAUUCCAGACAUUGAUUUGAAGUUGGCUAACAAGUUAAAAGAUAUCAUCAAACGGCAUCAGGGGACAUUUACUGAUGAGAAGUCAAAAGCUUCCCACCAUAUUUAUCCAUAUCCUUCCUCACAAGAGGAUGAGGAAUGGCUGAGGCCAGUGAUGAGGAGAGACAAGCAGGUGCUGGUGCACUGGGGCUUCUACCCAGACAGCUAUGACACUUGGGUCCACAGUAAUGAUGUUGAUGCUGAAAUUGAAGAUGCACCAAUCCCAGAAAAGCCAUGGAAGGUUCAUGUAAAAUGGAUUUUGGAUACUGACGUUUUCAAUGAAUGGAUGAAUGAAGAGGAUUACGAAGUGGACGAGAACAGAAAGCCAGUGAGCUUUCGACAACGAAUUUCAACGAAGAAUGAAGAGCCAGUCAGAAGUCCAGAAAGGAGAGAUAGAAAAGCAUCUGCCAAUGCUCGAAAGAGGAAGCAUUCCCCUUCUCCCCCUCCUCCUACUCCCACAGAAUCCCGGAAGAAGAGUGGGAAGAAAGGACAAGCUAGCCUUUAUGGGAAGCGUAGAAGUCAGAAGGAAGAAGAUGAGCAAGAAGAUCUUACCAAGGACAUGGAAGAUCCAACACCCGUACCUAAUAUAGAGGAAGUGGUUCUCCCUAAGAACGUAAACCCAAAGAAGGACAGUGAAAACACACCUGUUAAAGGAGGCACAGUGGCAGAUCUAGAUGAGCAGGAUGAAGAAACAGUUACAACAGGAGGAAAGGAAGAUGAAGAUCCCAGCAAAGGUGAUCCAAGUCGCUCGGCUGACCCCGGUGAAGACAAUGUGACAGAACAGACCAAUCACAUCAUUAUUCCCAGCUAUGCGUCCUGGUUUGAUUAUAAUUGUAUUCAUGUGAUUGAACGGCGUGCUCUUCCUGAGUUUUUUAAUGGAAAAAACAAAUCCAAGACUCCUGAAAUAUACUUGGCAUAUCGAAAUUUUAUGAUUGACACAUACCGUCUGAACCCUCAAGAAUAUUUAACCAGCACUGCUUGUAGGCGAAACCUGACUGGAGAUGUGUGUGCUGUGAUGAGGGUUCAUGCCUUCUUAGAGCAAUGGGGUCUUGUUAACUACCAAGUUGAUCCAGAAAGUCGUCCCAUGGCUAUGGGACCUCCUCCCACUCCUCAUUUCAAUGUGUUAGCUGACACACCCUCUGGGCUUGUACCUCUGCACCUUCGGUCACCUCAGGUCCCUGCUGCUCAACAGAUGUUAAAUUUUCCUGAGAAGAACAAGGAAAAACCAAUUGAUUUGCAGAACUUUGGUCUUAGAACUGACAUUUACUCCAAGAAAACACUAGCAAAGAGUAAAGGUGCUAGUGCUGGAAGGGAGUGGACAGAGCAGGAGACUCUCCUCCUCCUAGAGGCUCUGGAGAUGUACAAGGAUGAUUGGAAUAAAGUCUCGGAGCAUGUUGGAAGCCGUACUCAGGACGAGUGCAUCCUCCACUUUCUGAGGCUUCCCAUUGAGGACCCAUACCUUGAAAAUUCAGAUGCUUCUCUUGGGCCGCUAGCUUAUCAGCCUGUCCCGUUCAGCCAGUCGGGAAACCCCGUGAUGAGUACUGUUGCCUUUUUAGCGUCUGUUGUUGACCCUCGUGUAGCAUCUGCUGCAGCAAAAGCAGCUUUGGAGGAGUUUUCUCGAGUCCGAGAAGAAGUGCCCCUGGAAUUGGUUGAAGCACAUGUCAAAAAAGUACAGGAAGCUGCAAGAGCAUCUGGGAAAGUCGACCCCACCUAUGGCCUGGAGAGCAGCUGCAUUGCAGGCACAGGACCUGACGAGCCAGAGAAGCUCGAAGGGUCUGAAGAAGAGAAGAUGGAAACAGAUCCUGAUGGUCAGCAGCCUGAAAAGGCAGAAAACAAAAUGGAGAGUGAAUCAGACGAAGGUGAUAAAAUACAAGAUCGAGAGAAUGAAAAAAACAGUGAGAAGGAACAAGAUAGUGACGUCAGUGAGGAUGUCAAGCCAGAAGAAAAGGAGAAUGAAGAGAACAAAGAGCUCACUGAUACAUGUAAAGAGAGAGACGGCGACACUGGGAAGAAGAAAGUGGAACACGAGAUUUCUGAAGGAAACGUUGCCACAGCCGCAGCAGCUGCUCUGGCCUCAGCUGCUACCAAAGCCAAGCACCUGGCGGCUGUGGAAGAAAGAAAGAUCAAGUCCCUGGUAGCUCUCCUGGUUGAGACACAGAUGAAGAAACUAGAGAUCAAACUUCGACAUUUUGAAGAGCUGGAGACGAUUAUGGACAGAGAGAAAGAAGCUUUAGAACAACAGAGACAGCAGUUGCUUACUGAGCGACAGAACUUCCACAUGGAACAAUUGAAAUAUGCUGAACUACGUGCUCGGCAGCAAAUGGAACAGCAGCAGCAUGGCCAGACACCUCAGCAAGCACACCAGCACUCGGGAGGACCUGGGAUGGCCCCACUUGGGGCCACAGGCCACCCUGGCAUGAUGCCCCAUCAGCAGCCUCCUCCCUACCCCCUGAUGCACCAUCAGAUGCCGCCACCCCAUCCUCCCCAACCAGGUCAAAUGCCAGGCCCUGGCUCCAUGAUGCCUGGGCAGCCCAUGCCAGGUCGCAUGAUUCCCACUGUGGCAGCCAACAUUCACCCUACUGGGAGUGGCCCUACCCCUCCCGGUAUGCCUCCAAUGCCCGGAAACAUCUUAGGACCCCGGGUACCCCUCACAGCACCAAAUGGCAUGUAUCCUCCUCCACCACAGCAGCCGCCGCCUCCACCUGCAGAUGGGGUCCCUCCACCUCCUGCUCCAGGCCCACCAGCCUCGGCCACUCCCUAGCCUGGAAGACACAGGGAGCCUCCACAGCCACCACAAACUGAAAUGGGGAUGGCAAGACUUGUGUCUCAGCUUCCUUGGUUUUCUUGCAGAAUUUUUUUUUUUUUCACAACCCCAAGCACAAGUCCCAUGUCUCUCCACUCCCUGAUACUUCCUGUGUCAGGUCCUUAGUUGAUACUCAAUGGAAAGCCUGUGGUGACUAGUGUGAUCUGGUCACUUAAAAAGUACCAUGUGUCUCCCCUGUCCCAGUGUGACAGAUGUUGGCAGUUGGUUUCCGGGUCCUGUUGACAUUAGUAUUCUUGUCUGUCUCUCUCUGUCUCUCUGUCUCUCUCUCUCUCUCUCUCUCUCUCUCUCUCUCUCUCUCU